Harpegnathos saltator (Jerdon's jumping ant) is the source of this 768-nucleotide messenger RNA. RefSeq names its product zinc finger BED domain-containing protein 4-like. The transcript has 2 exons. Gene Ontology annotation, cellular component: nucleus. The record is from RefSeq and is a predicted model, not a curated record. NCBI's taxonomy places the organism in Eukaryota, Metazoa, Arthropoda, Insecta, Hymenoptera, Formicidae. The coding region runs from base 1 to 768 and encodes 255 amino acids. Gene Ontology annotation, molecular function: protein dimerization activity. Gene Ontology annotation, biological process: regulation of transcription by RNA polymerase II.
AUGCUAGAGAGGUUUAUAGAAUUGUCGGAAAAAAUUAGCUGCAUUAUUUUGCAGUAUCCUACGGCUCCUCCGAUGCUAUCUGUCUCGGAGUUGCAAUCGGCCAAAGAAUUUGUUCAGCUGUUGGAACCAUUUAAAGAUGCAACAAAAAUCAUAUGCGGCGAACACUAUCUCACUGCGAGUAAAGUAAUUCCAAUUGUUAAUAUUUUAAGAAAUAAAUUACAGGCAUUUGAACCUGAUACCGAUAUAGGGCAUCAUUUUAAAAAGGCGUUAAUAGAUCAAUUUAUGAAACGAUUUGAAAGUUUGGAACAAGUAUUAUUAUUAGCUAUAGUUACAAUUUUAGAUCCCCGGUUUAAAAAUAUUAAUUUUAUUGAUAAAAUUGCUUGCUCACAGGCUAUUAACAAAAUUACAAGAUUUAUAAAUUCCAGAGUUAUAAAUACCAAUCUUGAAUGUCAACGUCAACGAAAAAAUUCAGAUAAUAACGAUGAAGCAAACUUUUGGUCUUAUCAUGAAAAUCUUGUAAAUUUAAAUAUAUCUAGACAGGUUUUUAAUCAAGAUCCUGACCAAAUGUCAGAAGAUUUUCCCCGAGAUUCGCCUCUAAGCGCCUUAGCAAUUAAAUAUCAAUCAUUAAUUGCCACUUCAGUUCCUUCUGAAAGACUAUUUUCCGAAGCAGGUAAAAUAAUGACUGAAGAACGAAAUAGGUUGACAAGUGAUCACCUAAAUCAAUUGCUAUUUUUACAUUCCCUCGAUCUCAGCGAUUGGCAUUUAUAA